AUGUCAUAUUUAAAUAAUCCAGCUGUCGUUAUGGACAAUGGUACCGGUUUAACUAAAUUAGGGUUUGCAGGUAACGAUUCUCCCUCUUGGAUCUUUCCAACUGCAAUUGCUACGUCACAAAGUUCCAACACCAAAAAGGCAUCUUCCUCUUCUUCAUCUUCUGCUGCCGCUUUAGGUCCAUCCAAUACAGGAACUUCAGCUAACUCUUCCGCAACUCCAUAUUUCGGUAAUUCCACCUCUGCCACAUCUUUCAAUAAUUUAAAUAAAAACAUGUUAUUAUCUAACAAUUUAGCCGGUAAAAGAGGCACAGAAGAUUUAGAUUUCUAUAUCGGUAACGAAGCCCUAGUUGCCUCCCAAGGUCCAUCCUACUCCUUAAGUUAUCCAAUCAGGCACGGACAAGUGGAGAAUUGGGAUCAUAUGGAAAGAUUUUGGGAAAAUUCCAUCUUUAAAUAUUUGAGAACAGAACCAGAAGAUCAUUUCUUCUUAUUGACUGAACCACCUUUAAACCCACCUGAAAAUAGGGAACAAAUUGCAGAAAUCUUCUUUGAAUCAUUCAAUUGUGCAGGGCUUUAUAUCGCCGUGCAAGCUGUCUUGGCAUUGGCUGCAUCUUGGACCUCUUCAAAAGUCACUGAUAGAUCUUUGACUGGUACUGUUAUUGAUUCCGGUGAUGGUGUUACACAUGUUAUCCCCGUUGCAGAGGGGUACGUUAUUGGAUCAGCAAUUAAGAAUAUUCCAAUUGCUGGGAGAGAUAUUACGUUAUUUAUUCAAUCUUUGUUGAGGGAACGUGGUGAAGUGGAUACUUCUUUGAAGACGGCAGAACGUAUCAAACAAGAAUAUUGUUAUGUUUGUCCUGACAUUGUUAAAGAAUUCAACAAAUUUGAUAGAGAUGGAUCUAAAUUUGCUCAGUUUAUUGUAGAAAAUCAAGAACAAACAAGAAAGAAAGUUGUUGAUGUGGGGUAUGAGAGAUUCUUGGCACCAGAAAUUUUCUUUAAUCCUGAGAUUGCAUCUUCAGAUUUCCUAACUCCAUUACCAACAGUGGUGGAUCAUACUAUUCAAGCUUGUCCAAUUGAUGUUCGUAAGGGUCUUUAUAAUAAUAUUGUUUUAUCUGGUGGGUCUACUAUGUUUAAAGAUUUUGGCCGUCGUUUACAAAGAGAUUUAAAAUCUAUAGUUAGUAAUAGAAUUGCACAAAGUGAAAGAUUAAGUGGGACCAAAUCUACUGGUGUAGAUGUUCAAGUGAUCUCUCAUAGAAAGCAAAGGAAUGCUGUUUGGUUUGGUGGUUCAUUAUUAGCUCAAACUGCAGAAUUCAAAAGUUAUUGUCAUACAAAGAAAGAUUAUGAAGAAUAUGGUCCUGAAAUUGUUAGAAACUUUAGUUUAUUCAAUAUGGUAUAG
This is a messenger RNA of Naumovozyma dairenensis CBS 421, 1389 nucleotides long. It is a transcript of the gene ARP3, whose product is annotated as actin-related protein 3. Lineage: Eukaryota; Fungi; Ascomycota; Saccharomycetes; Saccharomycetales; Saccharomycetaceae. Bases 1 to 1389 code for a protein of 462 amino acids. Gene Ontology annotation, cellular component: Arp2/3 protein complex; actin cortical patch. The record is from RefSeq and is a predicted model, not a curated record. Gene Ontology annotation, biological process: Arp2/3 complex-mediated actin nucleation. Gene Ontology annotation, molecular function: actin filament binding. The transcript has a single exon.